Messenger RNA from Cladophialophora psammophila CBS 110553, 1140 nucleotides. Its product is annotated as arylsulfatase. NCBI's taxonomy places the organism in Eukaryota, Fungi, Ascomycota, Eurotiomycetes, Chaetothyriales, Herpotrichiellaceae. Gene Ontology annotation, molecular function: arylsulfatase activity. The transcript is spliced from 4 exons. The coding region runs from base 1 to 1140 and encodes 379 amino acids. The record is from RefSeq and is a predicted model, not a curated record.
AUGACAACUCGACCGAAUAUCUUGGUCAUCGUCGCGGAUUAUCUAGGCUUCUCAGACGUGGGUGCGUUCGGCGGCGAGAUUGAAACGCCACAUCUGGAUCGUCUGGCGGCGGAGGGCCUGCGGUUCACCGACUUCCACGCGGCGUCGGCAUGCUCUCCAACAAGGUCAAUGCUGAUGAGCGGGACAGACCACCAUAUUGCCGGCAUAGGAAAGAUGGCUGAGGCCAAAGCAGAGUUCCACAGGAACAAGCCCGGAUAUGAAGGUUUCCUUAAUGAUACUGUAGCGCCGCUCCCCGGCUUGCUGAGAGAUGCUGGCUAUUUCACCAUGAUGGCAGGCAAGUGGCAUUUGGGCAGUGAGUCUGGACAGUUUCCUUGCGAUCGUGGCUUCGAGAAGUCUUUCGCUCUUCUUCCAGGGGCUGCCAACCACUAUGGCUACGAAACCCAGCUUGAGCCGGGCGACGAAUUGCUGGGGUGGAUGAAGCAUUGUCCAAGCCUCUACGUCGAGGACGAUAGGAGAGUCCCUUUGUUGCAAUAUUUCGGCGAGAGGGCCGCUUCCAAGCACGACCGAGAUCGACCUUUCUUUGCAUACUUGCCUUUCGCGGCGCCGCAUUGGCCUCUUCAAGCGCCGGACGCGAACAUCCUGAAGUAUCGAGGAAUCUACGACACCGGGCCCGCUGCACUCCGUGAGCGGCGUUUGCAAAACCUGAAGAAAAUGGGCUUAGUUGCUGCAGAUGUCCUUCCUCACGAAGUGGUCGCAUUUGGCGGCAGCGCCUCGCACAGGAGUGGGAGUCUCUCUCGGUGGACGAUAAAGCGUAUUCCUCCCGCACGAUGGGAAGUCUACGCGGUCAUGGUGGACCGCAUGGACGAGCAAAUCGGACGGGUUAUCUGCUAUCUCGAGGAUACUGGCGAGCUUGAACGCACCGUCGUGCUAUUCAUGUCUGACAAUGGGGCUGAGGGGGUCAUGCUCGAGGCCGUGCCGGUGAUGGGUGACAACACGGUUGCCCAUCUAGACAAGUAUUACGACAACUCGGUGGACAACAUUGGACACAAGAACUCUUUAGCCGCAGAGGACUGCGGAGCGGUCGAUGGAAAGCAGUUUUCAUUCCGGAGCCAUUUGGGCGGGCAUCUGGCAGCUGUAUGA